CGCGUCCCCAACGUCCCGGGUCCCAACGCCCCGGAACGCGUCCCCUAACGGCCACCGCGUCCCCGGGACGCCAUGGGAGAUCCGCGCUGUGCCCGGCUACUGCUACUUCUGCUGCUACCGCUGCUGCUCACACCGCCCGCCGGGGAUGCCGCGGUCAUCACCGGGGCUUGUGACAAGGACUCUCAGUGUGGAGGAGGCAUGUGCUGCGCCGUCAGUAUCUGGGUCAAGAGCAUUAGGAUCUGCACACCGAUGGGCCAAGUGGGAGACAGCUGCCACCCCCUGACUCGGAAAAGUCAUGUUGCAAAUGGAAGGCAGGAAAGAAGAAGGGCGAAGAGAAGAAAGAGGAAGAAGGAGGUUCCAUUUUGGGGGCGGCGGAUGCACCACACCUGUCCCUGCCUGCCAGGCUUGGCGUGUUUAAGGACUUCCUUCAACCGGUUUAUUUGUUUGGCCCGGAAGUGAUCACUUUGAAGUAGAAACUUGAAAUGUGAACCUCCGCUGCACAAUGUAUGUCAAGUCUCACUUGUAAUUGUGUCAAACAAAGAAUAUGCCAGAAAGAUAUGUUCUCCCUCCCUCCACUUUCCAAGUAACGUUUCUGUCUUUGAUUUUUGAAGUGGCUUUUUUUUUUUUUUUCCUUUUUUGAAGGAGAGUUUUGAUUUUUUUUUUUUUUUGGAGAGAUUUAUAGAGGGCGAGGCUUUCUGGAAUGGCGUCUCAUUUCCCUGUUUAUGUUUUGCCUUGACAUUUUUUGAAUGCCAAUAACAACCGUUUUUUCACAAAUAGGAGAAUAAGAGUGAAUGUUCUAUUGCAGAAAUUUCCUUUUGCUCUUUGCCUCACCUCUGCCUGUCCUGCCCAGUGCCCAGACAGACACACCCUUACUCUUCAAAGACUCUGAUAACUCUCACCUUAGUCUAGCGUUGCGGGGCCUCUACGCUCCUGGGCUUGCUGGUAGACCCACUGAGGAGGCUCAGAGAGCUAGCCCUGGACAGGUUUGAACCAGACCCUCCAGGCAGCUCAUUGGGGGCAGACGUUGGAAGUACUCCAUGAACUUCCCUGCACCCAUCUGGCCCGCUGGCUUUCGUUUCUGCUGUUUAACUGGUGGGAGGACAAAAUUAAUGGGACACUGAAGGAACCGGGUCCAUUUUUCUAGAUUUGUUUAAGUAAAAGACAUUUUCUCCUUAGUGGAAUAUUGCGUCUUUUUCUUUUUUAUUUGAAGCUUUUUCCUUUUUUUUUAAAGUCUUCUUGUUGGAGACAUUUUAAAGAAUGCCACUUGAGGAAGUAUUGAUUUUCAUCUGGCAUGACAGGAGUCAUAAUUUUAAAAAUCGGUGUUAAGUUAUAAUUUAAACUUUUAUUUGUAACCCAAAGGUCUAUUGUAAUGGAUUUCCUGAUAUUCUGCCAUUUGUACUGGUAUCAAUAUUUCUAUGUAAAAAAUUCUGUAUCAGAAUAAUGACGAUACUGUAUAUCCUUUGAUUUAUUUUGAUAUUAUAUCCUUAUUUUUGUCACGGCUGUCAA
This is a messenger RNA of Arvicanthis niloticus (Nile rat), 1506 nucleotides long. It is a transcript of the gene Prok2, whose product is annotated as prokineticin 2. NCBI's taxonomy places the organism in Eukaryota, Metazoa, Chordata, Mammalia, Rodentia, Muridae. Gene Ontology annotation, biological process: endothelial cell proliferation. The record is from RefSeq and is a predicted model, not a curated record.